GGUGCUGAAGAUCCGCUUGUCCCUGACCACCGAUUAGAUGACUCCGCAUUAGUCCAGAUCUUCAAUCUCCGAGAAUCAAGUCCAAACAAAAAAUCAUAUCUACCAUUCAUCAGGUUCAUCGUCGUCCACUUCCGGGACCACCGCGGGCUUAUCCUCCUUCUUCGACAUUUUGUUCAAUUGCUCUAACGUGAGCUGUAUAAGUCUGUGAGUUGUGUCUGAGAAAGAAUUGAUCUUGCUCCGUUCGGAGACCGACUCGCCGCAUUCGCGACGGCGACAGCGACAAUGACCGCAAGCACGCCCAACCUCACUGGCAAGAAGCUCAACGUUCUAGUUUACUCCGGCAAUGGCAGCACCGUCGAAUCCGUCCGACACUGCCUCUACACCCUCCGCCGCCUCCUCGCCCCGCACUAUGCCGUGAUCCCCGUGACCGCCGACAUGCUCAUCAAGGAGCCGUGGACACUAACCUGCGCCUUGCUGGUGAUACCCGGAGGAGCGGAUCUGGGGUACUGUCGAUCCCUCAAUGGCGCGGGCAACCGUCGGAUCGAGCAGUUUCGAUGCGAGUUCGAGGUCGGCGAUAAGACGAUGGAGGUGGUCGGGGAUCGGGAGCUGGCCUUUUUCCCUGGGAUAUGCCGCGGCGGUGCGUUUCCGGGAUUUGUGUACCACAGCGAGGUGGGCGCGCGCGCGGCCGACCUCAAGGUCUCCAAGGAUGUACUCCAAGCCGGUGUGGUGCCGGAGGGGUUCAAGUGCUAUUACAACGGCGGUGGUGUCUUUGUCGAUGCGCCCUUGUAUGCGGAUAAGGGCGUGGAGGUUUUGGCCAGCUACACGGAGGAAUUGAAUGUUGAUCCUGGCACCGGUGCGGCUGCUGUCGUCUACCGUAAGGUGGGCGAGGGAGCGGCCAUUCUGACCGGACCGCAUCCAGAGUACGGUUAUUCACGACGUUCAGAGGGCAAGUUCGCAGCGGUAAACCUGGACAAGAAAGCUGGGGGCGAGGAAUAUGCCAAGGUGGUGGAUGCGCUGGCGGCGGACGAUAAAGCUCGCACAGACUUUUUGAAGGCAUGUUUGUCCAAGUUGGGUCUGCAGGUCACUCAGAAUACCACGACUGUGCCGUCACUUUCGUCGUUGCACCUGUCGUCUCAAAAUCCGGCUGAUACUUCUCGCAUCCGAUCGUCGUUGCAAGAGAUGAUUACCACCGAGGGCGACGAAGAAUUCAUCAAAGAUGAAAACGAUACGUUUCGUCUGGACAAAUCUGGGACUUGGAGUAUGAGUUCAUUGGAAGAGUCUCUCCCCCAGUCUGAACAGGGUGCUAGCGAGGGCAUUGUUGAUUACAACGCAAUCAUCAAACCUUUGGUGAUCCACGACGAGCUUCCACCCUCAAAAGCGACUCCUUACUUCAAUCAUCAUGCAUUCUACGCCAAUCUCGAGCAGUACCAGUCACAGAUGCGGGAAGGUACUGGCUGUUUCGGUUCGACCAUCAUGUAUGGUGAGGUGGUUACUAGUACAAAUACGAUUCUGGAAAAGAAUCCCAAAUUACUCCGUAAACUGCCGCACGGAUUCACAGCGACAGCAACCACCCAGGUCGCAGGCCGAGGCCGAGGCUCCAAUGUCUGGGUUUCUCCGGCAGGAGCCCUGAUCUUUUCGACGGUGUUAAGGCACCCGGUCGACAAGAUCCAGUCUGCCCCGGUGGUUUUUAUUCAAUACCUGGCGGCAAUGGCGGUCGUCCGGGGCAUCAAGAGCUACGACGUGGGCUUUGAGAACAUGCCAGUCAAGCUCAAGUGGCCCAAUGACGUUUAUGCCUUGGACCCCGAAAACCCGGAUAAGAAGCACUAUACCAAAAUCUGCGGGAUCCUCAUCAACUCGCUCUUCUCCUCGAACGAAUACAUCGCCGUCGUGGGAAUCGGCAUCAACGCCACGAACGCCUCUCCAACCACCUCGCUAAAUGCACUAGCCGCUCGCUUUGUCUCCAAUAAAUCCGCUCCAAUCACACUCGAGAAACUCCUGGCCCGGUGCCUCACCACGUUCGAGGAGCUGUACACCCGCUUCCUGCGGACAGGCUUUGACCGGGAGUUUGAGACCAUGUACUACGACGACUGGCUGCACAUGCACCAGGUUGUCACAUUAGAGGAAGAAGGCGGAGCGCGAGCCCGGAUCAAGGGUAUUACUCGGGAUUAUGGGUUGCUGCUGGCGGAGGAGUUGGGCUGGGACGAUCGGCCUACGGGACGAGUGUGGCAGUUGCAGAGUGACAGCAACAGUUUUGAUUUCUUCCGAGGAUUGGUCAAGAGGAAGGUAUAGUCAGUCGCCGGUUUUGAUACAGUAUAUAUACCUCAAUAAAUUAGGUGAUGAUCAAGCCAAGAGCAGAUCAAGAUAAGCCGUGCCAAGGAGGCUUGUUUGUCUUAGACUCUGGGCAUUAUGGCGACUGUAGCCCGACUGGCAGCACCCGAGGGGCACUCAAGCAGAUAGCGGCCUCUUAGUGCAAUCACAAGACACUGUGAACUAUGAGGGAUUAAUGCACUGACAACAG
Molecule: messenger RNA, 2518 nt
Organism: Aspergillus novofumigatus IBT 16806
Lineage: Eukaryota; Fungi; Ascomycota; Eurotiomycetes; Eurotiales; Aspergillaceae
Product: biotin--[acetyl-CoA-carboxylase] ligase BPL1
Exons: 6
Coding region: 283-2289 (668 amino acids)
Biological process (GO): protein modification process
Cellular component (GO): cytoplasm
Molecular function (GO): biotin--[biotin carboxyl-carrier protein] ligase activity
Source: RefSeq, a predicted model, not a curated record